This is a messenger RNA of Symbiodinium sp. CCMP2456, 396 nucleotides long. Lineage: Eukaryota; Dinophyceae; Suessiales; Symbiodiniaceae. The record is from the annotation of a GenBank genome assembly.
GAUCCGAAGAUGACGAUAGGCAGCUUCCACUACACUGCUUGGUCGACGCACGGCGACCUCCGGACAGCGGGGGAGCUGCGGCACAGGCACGUGGCUCUGCUCAAGGGAUUGCUGUCAGAGGGGACCCGGGCGGUUCUGGAAAAGCACAGCGCCCUGAGGGACGAGCGCGACGUCGCCGUGUUCCUGCACUUCCCCCCCAACAUCUUCCGUCUUCAUGUGCACUUCGUGCCUGUGAACAGGACUAUGUGGGCCCCAGCAGAUGAGGUCGUGCCACUCGAGCCAUUGAUACAGUCGCUGGAGUCCAUGACUCCCUUCGACAAUCGCGCGAGCCCCGUGGUGAAGAUCCUUCCGAGAGUCAGCGGCUCUCAUGUGUUGACCUGCCGAAGCUGGGGAUGA